This is a messenger RNA of Pochonia chlamydosporia 170, 624 nucleotides long. RefSeq lists its product as hypothetical. Bases 1 to 624 code for a protein of 207 amino acids. NCBI's taxonomy places the organism in Eukaryota, Fungi, Ascomycota, Sordariomycetes, Hypocreales, Clavicipitaceae. The transcript is spliced from 3 exons. The record is from RefSeq and is a predicted model, not a curated record.
AUGCGUUUCGCUGUCUCUGCCAUCAUCGUCGGCUCACUGGCUUCCACGGCCAUUGCCGCCGCCAAUCCAGGCUUCGACUUCCCUGAUGCCGUCCCCGUGGCUAAGCGCCAGACCUCUGGCCCUUCGUACGAAUGUCACGCCAGCUGCGGAUACGCUAUCAAGAACUCUGCCACGGACGGUUACUGCAAGGACCAGUCCUGGGUGAAGCUCCUCGACGAUUGCCUCAACUGUGCUUUGAAGUACAACAUUUGGCAGUACUACGGUGAGAAAGUCGGCGCUGCUGCUAAGAAGUGCGGUCUCGACUCGACUCCCAAGCCAGUUGAGGGUGGUGGCUCUUCUAAGGUUCAGUCUUCGACUGCCGCUCCUAGCACUACACCUGUGACUACUGGAGCGCAGCAGACUACUUCUCCGGGUCAGACUACGUCUGGGGCAGGCCAGUCUUCUCAAGCACCAGCUCCCUCUACUACUCCUGUUGUUCCUACUACUGGACCUACUACUGUUGCUCCUGGUACCAAUUCCACUACCAGUGGAACUCCACCCGUCACCGCUGGGGGAUCUCAGAACAUGCUCUCCGGUCUCAUUGUGGUUGGAAUUGCAGCUCUGGCCGCCGCCAACCUUUGCUAG